CUCUGACAGCUCUGAGUCCGUGAAAAGCCCACAGAAAGUCUCCGCCCAGCCCCGGCACCAGCGCCGGCACCGGCACCGGAGCGGGAGCGCACGGAGGCGGAGCGCGCUGAGCGGACAGGGCGGGAUGGACGUGUCUGCGCCGCGGGGCUUAACCUGAAGGGACAUGAAGAACAGAGAGACCUGAGGGGGAUGUGGGGGCUUUGAACCGUCAGUUUCAAUUAAAUUCCUGCCUUAAGGGUGGGAAGGUGCAAUCUGCCUCGCCUGGCUGUAAUCCUGCAGGAGGAGCGGGGGAAGCCCUGGUUCCAGCCCUGGCUCCAGCCCUGGCUCCAGCCGGACAGGGACCGGAGAGUUGGACGGGUAGCGCUCUGCUACUCGGAUCUUUUGCCCUGCACAUGAAGGCUGAAAUGGAGCGACUCUAAAAGCUGAUCCAGUCAGUUAAACUGGCAAGAUUCCUCCUGGCACCAUGAGCGGACCGACUAAAGUUCAGUACCAGUCAGGUCUUUAUGGAGGAAACAACAACAGCGGCUCGCCUCUCUCCAGCCGAGGAAACUCAGCAAUCGUGUGUGAGCGGUGUGGGGAAGUCUGCCGUGGGGAGGUGGUGCGCGUCAAGAACACACACUUCCACGUCCACUGCUUCACCUGUCAAGUGUGUGGCUGUGACUUGGUCCACGCGGGCUUCUUCCACCACUCGGGCGAGUACAUCUGCACCGAGGACUACCAGCGGCUGCACGGGACCCAGUGUGACAGCUGUGACCAGUACAUCACUGGAGAGGUGGUGUCUGCCCUGGGGAGGGCAUACCACCCGCACUGUUUUGUCUGCAGUGUCUGCAGGAGCCCAUUUCCAAUCGGAGACAGAGUGACCUUCUGCGGAAAAAAGUGUGUGUGUCAGCAGUGCUCACACUCUUUCAACACUGACAAGCCCGUUAAGGUCCACGGACCAAGCUACUGCGCGGGCUGCGGCGAGGAGAUCAGACAGGGUCAGUCUCUGCUGGCUCUGGAGAGACAGUGGCACGUCAGUUGUUUUAAAUGCCGAACAUGCGGCCGUGCGCUCACUGGCGAAUACAUCAGCAAAGAUGGGAUACCCUACUGCGAGGCUGACUACCACACCCAGUUUGGGAUCAAGUGUGACAGCUGUAACAGGUACAUCAGUGGCAGAGUCCUCGAGGCUGGAGGAAAGCGCUACCACCCCAGCUGUGCCAGGUGUGCCCGCUGUCACAUGAUGUUCUUGGAAGGAGAGGAGAUGUACCUUACAGGUUCAGACGUUUGGCACCCCAUGUGCAAAGAAGCAGCUCGUCUGGAGAGAAAACUGAGGUUGAGACGUACCUCCGAGACGGCGUCCAUUUCUCCUCCAGGCUCGUCUCCUCUCCUUGGCUCUCCUCACCGCCUCAUCUGCUCUAAGGCUGACAAUGAUGUUUUGGACUAUAAGCAGCUGGCAUCUCUGCCCAAGGUCAAAGCCAUAUAUGACAUCCAGCGGCCUGACAUCAUCCCUUAUCAGGCCAACCAUGCACACACACAGCUCUCAGAUGACACUCUAGAAAGAUACAACGGUGGUCAGUCGUUGGGUUCCUUAUCACCAUAUUCUCAUGAUCUGUUGGACGGCGUGGAGCUGAGAACGAGGCGUUCUUCCAGCUCCGCCUUCACCGAGUCUCCCGCUCACAGUCGCCACGAAGGAUCGCCCCUGCAUUACUAUCUCCCUGGCAGUGAAAGUGGCAGGAGCUCCCCCUAUUACAGUCAGCCAGAGCCCAAGUGUCCUACACCUACCACCUCCACCUUCCAAGCCUCCAAGCAUUUCCAUGUGCCAGCUUCUGAGGAAACCAACAUCUACAGGAAACCUCCCAUCUAUAAGAGACAAGAUAUAUCGCCGUCUACAGCUGCCAACAAGAGUAAGACCAAUGAGAAUCUCAUCAAUUCCAGUCGCCUUCCCACCUCUUACUGCAACAACCUUUAUCACACAGACUCCAACUACUAUCCCUACAGCGGCUCUCCUAAAGUCUCCAGGGUGAGGAGGUUUUCAUCUGGAGGAGAGGAGGAUGGAUGGAAUCAUAAUAUCAACAGGGGAAUUGGCAGGAUGAUCCUGAAGGAGGAGAUGAAGGCGCGAUCAGGUUGUUACGACAACGACCAGUGGGGGAGCAGACGCAGUUCCCGGUGCAGCAGCAAGGAGGCGCUGAACAGUUUGGAGUACAACUCCCUCAACGGCUCUCCGAGGUCCACGUGCAGUGCAGACAACGACUCAUACAUCGCUAAAUCUGCCUCGUUGCCCGGCUACGGCAGAAACGGACUAAACAGGCCUGGAAGUGCCGGUGCCGAUUAUUACCAAUAUGACAGCAGUAAAGCAGUAAAUUGGCAAAUCCGAGAAUACAAGAUCUACCCGUAUGAAUCCCUGGUGGUGUCGGUCAGAGGACAGCAGCAGCUCCCCAGUGACGUGGACAGAGCCCGACUGGAGCGUCACCUCUCGCCGGAUGAAUUUUACAGAGUCUUUGGCAUGUCCAUGUCUGCCUUCGACCGCCUCGCUCAGUGGAAGAAGAAUGAACUGAAGAAACAGGUCCGACUCUUCUGAGGAACAGCCAGCGGAUGUGUCGGAGCAUGUGCCGUUCCAACAAUAACAGACUGCUCUGAAAGUAGCUUCCAUAAAAAACUGUUUUACUGACCCGCCGAGAGGCUGAGCCCUGGAGGAGUCAGAGGAAAGCUGUCCGCUCCCAAGCCUUGCUCUGCUGUAACCCGUGUUCACUUGGACUUCUUAAGCAAUAUUUGUGAAGUUACUAAAGAGUGAGUGAAGGGGGGCUGGAAGUUCACACUUGGACAGAUUCACAGCAAAGAUAAUUGGUACUUUUAGGACUUGGCUGCUUCUCCCUUUGCCACCGGUAGAGGGCGCUGUGUCGCUGUUUAAGAAUGAGGUACUACAGCAAACUGAGGGUCUCUCAUACUAAGAGGAUAUUCAUGCCAGAAACUAAAGAUCCUCUGUGAAGAAAAACAGAUGGGAGACGCAAAAAGGAUCCCGUUUUACUUCAAGUGGCUUCCCCUCCAGAUACUCACAAACUAACAAGUCAUAAACACAACGACAUGUUUGAGUUUCAGCACUGAGGUUACUGAACUCACAAGUUAUUCACAAGUUUUGAUGAAGUGCAGAUUGAAAACUGAAGCUUUUAUCCAGAUUAUUUUUUCUUUCCCAAACUGUGUAUUUGAUUUUGAUAUUUUGAUGUCAGGUGACCUGAAGCCAUAUGAGUAUUAACACUUCUUUUCUAUGACAUAAGCAGAUUGUACAGUUCACUGAUGUGUUUUGAAAGUUGAAGUGAUGUGUAUGAACCGUGACGUGGGCAAUCAGAGAUUUUAGGCUUAGAAAGUGUGGUUGGUUUAUUUAUUUAUUUAUUUAUUUGUAUUUAAGGAACUCAAAUUUACACUAACAGCUGUGUUUGACAAAGCACGGCCACAUUUGGGAUGUUAGAUCCAGUUAAACCAAAGUGAAUGAUGUUUGUGACGUGUCUGCGUGCAGUAACAGCUGAUGGCUAGUGGAGGGUUUUGGUUCACAUUUAUUCAAAAGCUAUCUGAGUAAACAAAAGAAUUCUGAUUUGAAUGACAGAGAAAAGUGGCUGAAAAGAAGGAAAUAGCGGUUUGUGUGAGGAGAGACGCAAGGAAACAAUGGUGGCAGGAGUUUUAAGAAGUUCCACUCCAGACCUUUGCAGACAGGUUUGUGUUUGUGGUGAACAGGAGUGGCAGAUACCCACUGAGCUGGGGGGGAUUUUAGAGACACAGAAGGUGCUUGAUGGCUCAUAUAAAAGGUGACAAAAGUGACUGAAAAUGAGAAUGCUGUGUUUUCUUGAAUAAACUAUGUGUGUUUGCCGGUUAGAACAAAACACUUUCCACAUUGAUUAUGUAAAUAAAAACACACUAACUUAUUAUUUUUUAACUUAUUUCAGUUUAUAUUUGUCAUCUACAUCCCAUGUCUUUGACUGAAGCUUCUGAAUAAAUGAUUAU
Cololabis saira (Pacific saury) is the source of this 3972-nucleotide messenger RNA. Its product is annotated as actin-binding LIM protein 3-like. NCBI's taxonomy places the organism in Eukaryota, Metazoa, Chordata, Actinopteri, Beloniformes, Belonidae. The transcript is spliced from 23 exons. Gene Ontology annotation, molecular function: actin filament binding. The record is from RefSeq and is a predicted model, not a curated record. Gene Ontology annotation, cellular component: actin cytoskeleton; stress fiber. The coding region runs from base 464 to 2557 and encodes 697 amino acids. Gene Ontology annotation, biological process: lamellipodium assembly; cytoskeleton organization; cilium assembly.